Molecule: messenger RNA, 2774 nt
Organism: Grammomys surdaster
Lineage: Eukaryota; Metazoa; Chordata; Mammalia; Rodentia; Muridae
Gene: Slc25a30
Product: solute carrier family 25 member 30
Exons: 10
Coding region: 185-1060 (291 amino acids)
Biological process (GO): transmembrane transport
Source: RefSeq, a predicted model, not a curated record
CCCGGCUUGGGCCGCGCCCGCCGCUCGGCGGCCUUUUCUUCCGCUCCCGUCCUGAGGUGCUCCCAGGCGGCUGCACUGGCUCUGAGGAGUAGCUGCAAGAGGAGCUCCGCCGCGGGAACAAACCUGGAGGCAUACCUGUAGGAGGCAAUGUUUGAAUAACUCUUAAGAAGACCAGACAGUGAAGAUGUCAGCCCUCAACUGGAAGCCCUUUGUGUAUGGAGGGCUGGCCUCCAUCACAGCAGAAUGUGGCACGUUUCCAAUUGAUUUAACUAAGACACGGCUUCAGAUUCAAGGCCAGACAAAUGAUGCCAAUUUCAGGGAGCUCAGGUACCGAGGAAUGUUGCACGCGCUGAUGAGGAUAGGCCGAGAAGAAGGCCUGAGGGCACUGUAUUCAGGGAUCGCACCUGCAAUGCUGCGCCAGGCUUCCUAUGGGACCAUCAAGAUUGGCACUUACCAGAGCUUGAAGCGAUUAGCUGUGGAACACCCAGAAGAUGAAACUCUGCUGAUCAAUGUUGUGUGUGGGAUUCUGUCUGGAGUCAUAUCUUCAGCUAUUGCUAAUCCGACUGAUGUUCUGAAAAUCCGAAUGCAAGCACAGAACAGCGCUGUUCAAGGAGGAAUGAUAGGCAACUUCAUUAGCAUUUACCAGCAGGAAGGGACCAGAGGACUGUGGAAGGGUGUGUCCCUCACAGCCCAGAGAGCAGCCAUUGUCGUCGGGGUGGAGCUUCCAGUUUACGACAUCACCAAGAAGCACCUGAUACUCUCAGGCCUGAUGGGAGACACUGUCUCAACGCAUUUUCUCUCAAGCUUCACCUGUGGCCUGGUGGGGGCCUUGGCCUCAAACCCAGUUGAUGUGGUGAGAACCCGCAUGAUGAAUCAGAGAGUCUUUCGGGAUGGCAGAUGCUCUGGCUAUAAGGGUACCUUGGAUUGCCUAUUGCAGACAUGGAAGAAUGAAGGGUUUUUUGCUCUAUAUAAAGGAUUUUGGCCAAAUUGGUUGCGCCUUGGUCCUUGGAAUAUCAUUUUCUUUUUGACUUACGAACAGCUGAAGAAACUGGACUUGUGACCACACGUCACUGUUCUGACAAACCGACUUCCAUGACAGUAGAACAUCCUGUGCUUCUGGCUGCUUCUCAAUGCACAGCUUAUCACAGCUUCUGGGAUGGGAGCAAUGGAUGAAUGGGUUCUUCAGAUUGCCAUGCGUUGGCACUAGAUGCUUUUCAUCUAUGUUUAGAGCCUAGAGCAUAAUAACAUCCACUCACUGUUGGCUACCUACCAUUGAAGUGCCCUUUGACAUCCUAGAUAAUUGAUGUACAUAUACAUCUUUCUUGCUGUAGAAAACCUGCAAGGAAAUCAGAACUGUGUGCUGCUGCUUUCUUCCUGGAGAGCAGCCUCGCUGCCUCUGGGCUUCUAGCUGUGAACAUCAGCCGCUCUGAGAAGGCUCCUGGAGUGGUGGGGUGAUGUUAUCCCUCUACCAUUCAGCUUUAGUUUCCUGUCAGCUGAAGAGAUUUUACAUUUGAACUUUUAUCCCCUCGACCCUGGACAGUUGUAGCAUAUCACACUGCUUUCUGUUUGGGCAGAAUCUUUCACUUACAGUAAGACUCGGCCUUUGUGAGGUAGCAUUAACCAUUUGCCCUAUGAUUUUUUUUCUUUUUUUUUUAGCCAAGUUUAUUAUUUCCAUACUGAUCAAAUGGGGACAAUCACACUUUGUGAAGUAGGGGUUAAAUGAAGGAUGAGUGUUUACAUCUGUCAGUAAACAGUUGGCUACUAUAGGGCUCUCCUGGUCCUGGGGACCAAAAGCCUUUGUUAAAUAAAGAAUCCUGCAGAUGAAGUUUCUUUUACUUGGCUAGUGAAUUCAAGAGGUGAGGCUUCAGAGUUUUAGUCUUUACUUUUGUAUUGAGGUGAGUUUGUUAAAAACAAACCAACAAACCCUUUGUCAGAGAUUUUCCUUGUUAAUUUCCUUGAAAUUUAGAAAAAAAAAAGAUUUAUUUUCUUCCUUCCUCUUUUCAUUUUUGCGUUGCUGGGGAUGAAACCCUUGUGCAUUCUGGGUAUCUUCGCCACACUGAGCUCCUCCCCAGCUCAAGCUGAUGGCCCGAGUGCCUCUGUUCAUCUCCAGUCUGAUAAGAACUGCAUAACCUCUUCUACCUGUUUUUGUUUCUUCUGAGGCUGUGAUAAAACCUCUUACCCUUUUCAAAGCAAACACUGUCUCUAAGAGCUGUCCAGAAGGGCUCCCAGUGCCUUCAGGAGAGCCCUGUGAAAGCCUCAUUAGCACUAAGGAGACUCUAAGCACGUGCGAUGUCCAGUGCACUCCCUCGGGCCCCUUCCUCCUUGAAGCAGAAGCAUGCAGGUUUUCUCUGAGGGAUGGCUGCUUUUUCUUCCAUACCUUUUCAACCUGGCUUUUUAAAUUACUGGUUCCUUUGAAAAACAGUUUGCGAAGCAGAAUUUUGUUUCUAAAAGUAAAAGGUAAGACAAAAUCCUCACAGAGCAGAGCCAUUGGUGGCUUAAAGACAACUCGCUUGCACACCAUUAGAUGGCAGUAGAGGAUCUGAGCUGCUGGCCUGGCUCCUAGCAUUAUGAGUUAGAGGCUUUUUUUACUCUGACUUGAACAUUCCAUUGAAGUGAUAGACUCCAGAGGCUUUCUCUCCAGUUGAAAAGAUUGACUUUUUUCAAACCACUUUUUAACAUAUAAAAAAAAAAACCUUUUAAAAUUAAAAUUCUUUUCUUUAUCCUUUCUUUCUUUUUUCUUUCUUUCCUUCUCUCUUUCAUCUUUCUGUCUAAUU